Molecule: messenger RNA, 2762 nt
Organism: Lemur catta (Ring-tailed lemur)
Lineage: Eukaryota; Metazoa; Chordata; Mammalia; Primates; Lemuridae
Gene: HTATSF1
Product: HIV-1 Tat specific factor 1
Exons: 10
Coding region: 220-2439 (739 amino acids)
Biological process (GO): mRNA splicing, via spliceosome
Cellular component (GO): U2-type spliceosomal complex; U2 snRNP
Molecular function (GO): RNA binding
Source: RefSeq, a predicted model, not a curated record
CCCUCGUGACGUUGCGUCGUGCAUACAAUGGCGACUGCGUCAGCCUGAGCGGGGCUUAGUUUUCCAGUAAUUUCCUGACAUUGCCGCGGGAGCUGCAGUCGCCUCAAACCCGGUCGGCGGCAGCUGCGGCGGCGACGGCGCCGAGGCCCGGCGGGGCGAGCCAGCGUCAUUUCGGCCUCUCUGCACGCCUGGGCCCGGCCCCUGGCCUAGGUAGGAAACAUGAGCGGCAACAACUUGGAUGGGAACAACGAGUUUGACGAGCAGUUGCGAAUGCGAGAAUUGUACGGAGAUGGCAAGGACGGCGACAUUCAGAACAAUCACGACGGAGAAAUGGAUUCUUUCGGGCAGCAGCCUGCUGACACCCCCUACGAGUGGGACCUGGACAAGAAGGCUUGGUUCCCCAAGAUCACUGAGGAUUUCAUUGCUACAUAUCAGGCCAAUUAUGGCUUCUCUAACGAUGGCGCAUCUAGUUCUACUGCAAGCGUACAACAUGUUAAUACUAGGACUACAGAGGAACCCCCGCAGAGAAAAACCCCUGAACCAACUGAUCUCAGAAAGAAGGGAGAAAAAAGAAAGUCUGAAUCAGGAUGGUUUCAUGUUGAAGACAACAGAAACACAAAUGUAUAUGUGUCUGGUUUGCCUCCAGACAUUUCAGUGGAUGAAUUUAUACAGCUUAUGUCCAAGUUUGGCAUUAUUAUGAGAGAUCCUCAGACAGAAGAAUUUAAGGUCAAACUUUACAAAGAUAAUCAAGGAAAUCUUAAAGGAGAUGGGCUUUGCUGUUAUUUGAAGAAAGAAUCUGUGGAACUUGCGUUAAAACUCUUGGAUGAAGAUGAAAUUAGAGGCUACAAAUUACACGUCGAGGUGGCAAAGUUUCAACUGAAGGGGGAAUAUGAUGCCUCAAAGAAGAAGAAGAAGUGCAAAGACUAUAAGAAGAAGCUGUCUCUGCAGCAAAAGCAGCUGGAUUGGAGACCUGAGAGGAGAGCUGGACCCUCCCGGAUGCGCCACGAACGAGUUGUCAUCAUCAAAAAUAUGUUUCAUCCUAUGGAUUUUGAGGAUGAUCCGUUGGUGCUGAAUGAGAUCAGAGAAGACCUUCGAGUGGAGUGUUCAAAGUUUGGACAAAUUAGGAAGCUCCUUCUCUUUGAUAGGCACCCAGAUGGUGUGGCCUCUGUGUCCUUUCGGGAUCCAGAGGAAGCUGAUUAUUGUAUUCAAACUCUCGAUGGAAGAUGGUUUGGUGGCCGUCAAAUCACUGCUCAAGCAUGGGAUGGAACUACAGAUUACCAGGUGGAGGAGACCUCAAGAGAACGGGAGGAAAGGCUGAGAGGAUGGGAAGCUUUCCUCAAUGGUCCUGACAAUAACAGAGGCCUUCGGCGUUUGAAUUCCGUCUGUGCUUCAGAAAGGGCUGGGCCUUCUAGAGUAAGGCAUUUUUCAGAGCACCCUAGCACAUCCAAAAUGAAUGCUCAUGGAGCUGCAACUGGAAUGGCAUUUGAAGAACCUACAGUUGGGAAGAAGUUUGAAAAGACAGAAGAUGGGGGAGAAUUUGAAGAAAAUGCUUCUGAAAAAGCUGCUAAAGAAGAUGGCCCUGAAAAAGAGGCUGAAGAGGGCCGCCCCAGAAGAGAGUCUGAAGGAGGCUGCACCAAGAGAGAGCGUGAAGGCUACCCCAAAAAAGAGAAUGAAGAGGGUAGUCUUAAAAAGGAGCCAAAAGAGAAUAGCCCCAAAAGAGAACCUAAGAAGCUCAACAGUCAUUAUGAAGAGAAUGGCCUUGGAGAAGAAUCUGAAGAUGACCCUAACGAGGAGUCUGACGAGGAAGGUGGCCCCAAAAAAGAGUCUGAAGAGGAUGACUCAGAGAGAGAGUCUGAUGAAGACUGCUCUGAAAAACAGUCUGAAGAUGGCUUCGAAAAAGAAUUUGAAGAAAAUGGUCUCGAGAAAGAUUUUGAUGAGGAUGGCUUUGAAAAGGAGUUGCGUGAAGAUGUUCUUGACAAAGAGUUAGAAGAAAAUGAUUCUGAAAACUCCGAAUUGGAAGAUGAUACCUCUGAAAAAGUGUUAGAUGAGGAAGGCUCUGAGAGAGAGUUUGACGAAGAUUCGGAUGAGAAGGAAGAAGAUGCCUAUGAAAAAGUAUUUGAUGAUGAGUCCGAUGAAAAAGAGGGUGAAGAAGAUGCCGAUGAAAAAGGGCUUGAAGACGCUGAUGAAAAGGAGGAAUAUGAUGAAGAUGAAAAGCUGUUUGAAGAGUCAGAUGACAAGGAAUAUGAAGAAGAUGCAGAUGGAAAGGAGGAUAAUGCAGAUGAAAAGUUGUUCGAAGAUGAUGAUUCCAACGAGAAGUUGUUUGAUGAUGAUGAAGAUUCUGAUGAGAGAGGGACUUUGGGUAUUUUGGGGAGUGUUAAGGAAGACGAGCCCCUGUCCACAGGCAGCAGCUUUGACCUCAGUAGUGAUGAUGAUAUUUAAUCCUUUAAACUUGCUUUUUAGGGAGAGUCCUCCAUCUACAUUUGCCUGUGCUUCAGGGUAAUUACUAGUAGUGUUACACAAACAUACGCAUAGUGAUAGGAUGCUAUCAGAUUAAUGCAUCGAAGUUUUUUCAUUGUUACCUGUACCUAAUGGUUUUAAAUAUAUGUUAAUUGGCUGUUCAGUUAAAAUGUCAUAGUUAUAAUGCAAGUAAACUGGAUAUUUGUCUUUUUGUCAGAUUUGUUAAGUGCAUGCAGAAUAUUUUUCAAGGUAUUCUGAUUGAAGUUUGUGAUAUUCAACAAUAAAAAGUGGAUAAUAUGCAGAAA